Molecule: messenger RNA, 1421 nt
Organism: Adineta steineri
Lineage: Eukaryota; Metazoa; Rotifera; Eurotatoria; Adinetida; Adinetidae
Source: the annotation of a GenBank genome assembly
AUGUUCCCUAUACAAUUUGUUUUUUUAAUUCUUCUCAAAUCAAUUCUAAUUCAUAGUGAAUCGUUCACAUCAACAACACAUUUAACUCAAUUAUUAAAAACUGAAAUAUUAUUAGCAAAAAACUUAGAAAUAUAUUUAAAAGAAGAAUACGAACGAUUAGAUCAAGUAGAAAAAUUUGUAAAUGUAAUCAAAGAUGAAAUUCGACAAGCACAAGGAAAUGAAGAAUAUUAUUUUGGUAAUCCAGUUAAUUCAUAUUUAUUUAUCAAACAUUUAACAGCCGAAUGGUAUAAUAUCGAAGAAUUAUUACCUGCUAAUUUUUCACAGAAAUUUGGUACCAAUGCGUUAUUUCCAUCAUUUGAAGAUUAUACAGGAUCUGCUAUUGGAUUAAUGCGUUUACAAGAUACAUAUAAAUUAAAUACAAGUCAAUUAGCGAAUGGUGAAAUAAGUAAAAAGUUUAAAUCAAAAGAAUUGAGUGCCUUGGAAUGUUUUGAUUUGGGACGUGUUGCAUACACAAAUGGAGACUUUUAUCAUACAUUAAUGUGGAUGCAAGAAGCGCUCGAUCAUCUAAAUAAAGAAACUAAUAAAACAUCGAUAAAUAAAAUUGAUAUCUUAGAUCAUCUUGCUUAUGCAACAUCACAACAAGGAAAUGUUGAACAUGCUUUAGCAGUAACUGAAGAAAUGCUUACAAUUGCUCCGGAUCAUGUUCGUGCAAAUAAUAAUAAAGUUUAUUAUGAAAGUGUAAUAAAAAAUCGAACAUUAACUAAACAACAACGUAAAGGUGAUGUGAAUACGAAUGAUAAACAAAAUUUAAAAUUACUUCCGACAGUUUCACAAACGAAAAGUUAUAAAAUAAAUAAUGCACGACCUGAUGAUUAUAUGGAAGAACGUGAAAUGUAUGAAAAACUUUGUCGACAAAAUGGAACACAAUUAAGUCCAAAACGUCAAGCAAAAUUAUUUUGUCGUUAUCGUCAUAAUAAUCAUCCAUCUCUUAUUUUACGUCCUGUUAAAGAAGAACAAUUAUUAGAUCAACCAGCUAUUUUUCUUUUUCAUGAUGUUGUUAGUAAUUCAGAUGUUGAAGAAAUCAAAUCACUUGCAUCACCAAGAUUACAACGUGCUGUCGUUCGCGAUUUUGUGACCGAUACUUUUAAACCAGCUGAUUAUAGAAUCAGUAAGAGGUACUGAAAAAAUAAAGGAUGUAUUUAUUGUUAGUUGUUUACACAUGUAGUAAAUUGCACAUUGUGUUGUUCGGAUGAUUUUAUUUGUAGUUGAAUUUAUAGUAGAAUGUUGUUUCUGUUGUGUAAAAUGAAAGAUCUAGAGAUAUUUGAGGAUUUAUAUAGAUCAUUAAGUAAACAAAAAAUAUGAUUGUAACAUUUUCCUCCAAAAACAAUCCUUCAAUGAAUACGAAGGGUUUCUAAAAAAAA